Angiostrongylus costaricensis is the source of this 1509-nucleotide messenger RNA. NCBI's taxonomy places the organism in Eukaryota, Metazoa, Nematoda, Chromadorea, Rhabditida, Metastrongylidae. The record is from the annotation of a GenBank genome assembly.
AUGGAUCCGGUGGAGGCCGGUGAUUGGUUGAAUGGGAGGCCGCAACAGCUGGUAUUUCUUACUGGGCUUGAUCCCACUAACAAGGAGUCACACUCAGCACUUGUCAGCACUUUAGGAAUUGCUUUUAGCGUUCGAUCUCCUGAUAGACCUCCACUAAAUCUUCGCUUAGUAAGUGGGGAAUUAGGUAUGCCACAGAAGACAGAAAAGACGACUGGAAGAGGGAUUUUAAGACGUGAUUGGCCGUUAAAAUAUCUAGAAAGGGUUCCUGCUUUGAUUGUGUUGUUUCUCGAUCUUGAUUGGGACCAUUCGUCAUGGAGUGAGAAGAAAACCGAAGCUGAAAGUAAAUGCGCUAGCCUUCGCGCAAGUGCUGCAACAGAACGAGCACAUGAACUAUGUCAGAUUUGCCAUCUCACACCUCGUCAGCUUUUCGUUUUGCCUGUGUUAGGUGAUCUUACUGGCUAUGUGUCGAAAUUGGAGUCUGCUUUACAUGAAUUAGCUCAAGGUUUCUACCAGCAAAGACUCAAAGCUAUUCGCGCGCGCUCAAUUCCGAACAACACGCCUGCAUUGGUAGUUCGUCAGCUAUUCAAAUUGGCCUUCCUCUCAGAACUGAGACAGGAUACACACACGGCAUACCGAAGUUUUCCCGACAGAAACUAUCGGCUGGCGUACGAGCAAUGCAAAGACCAUAUGGAAAGUUGGGACGGCAUUGAUAUUUUCGAAUGGCGAACAGUUGUUGGAUUACUCAAUUAUAAGUGCUGGCAUUUUGCACAACUCUUCGAACAAGCAGUUGUCAAUGGUCUAACGGCAUUAGCAACCCUAAACCCUGGAACUCAUCUCGACUUGGCCGCUUCUUUGUAUUCUGCUGUUAACAAGAAUAUAUUAGCGCUUAAAAAUAGCAACCCUGUGACAAAACCGUAUCCAGUACCUGAUCCGUUAGACGCAAUACACAAUACGAUAUUCUUUGGUCAGCGACCAUGGAGGAUUGGUUACAGUGGACUUGCACCUGCUAACGUUGAAGAAGAUGCUGUUACUGCUAUUCUGGAUUACGUGUGGUCAUGUGUGCAGUUAAUACCAUCCAUGCCUUCAAUUGAAGAUGGUUUUCGAGCUGUUCUUGGUUCUGUUCCUCCUCCUCUUCCAUUUCCUCGAAAUGAUAUGACAUACGAGCAGAUCAGCAGAGUGUGUUUAGAGUUCGGCGAUCGUCACUCAAAGAUGUUCGGUCAGCUCGAUUUUAAUCUCGAUUUCCCGCCUCUUCUCCCCUCUACACAUCUGAAGUCUACUUUCGGCUCAAGUGCUUUAAGGCUGGAUUUCAAACGUAACGAGCAACUUUCGACUGAAGCAGUGGCUGUGUUGUUUGUGGACGAUAACGAUGAACUACGUUCUGAACUGACUGUGGCUGGACCACAAAUCGCAGAUGCUGAAGAGCUGGCUAUCGAACUAACAACAUCGUUCGAUUUGGGCGACAUGUUCAUGUUCUGUGGUGAAAAACGGGUGAGUCGUUAUUUCUGUUGA